GAAAUAGAUUUUUCCUUUUAAGUGAAAGUAUGUGUUAGAGAUAUGACAGAAGCCAUAUCUAUGUAUCUCUCUGUGUUUUGAAAGGUACUUUUUCCCAGAAUUCAUCGAUGUCAUAUUGCCAAGAUGCCCGAAGAUUUCCUCAUUCUCAGAAUCCAUCUCCUGGAAGCAGCAGCCCUCGACCUUCUGUAAUAGGACGUAUAGGUCAGCGUCCAAGGGGUGAUGGUCAGGAUUGGGAUGCAGAAUCUUCCAAUGGAAGCACUGCUCAUGGUAAUGUAACUUCUGGAUUAUCUAAUCAAUCACCUUUGGAUAUGGGUCAUGUUGACCUGCCACAACUGGAAAAUGUGGAAACUUUGGAGCUACAGUUUCAGCAAUUUAGUCUUCCUCAGUUCUGUGUAGCCAUUUUGGAACAUGCGGUGCCUCUUCUUAAAACAGGUAGUAGGAGAAUAACCAUACAAGUGUUGGAAUUGGUUGCCGAAGACCUGCUACUUAUUGUUGAUGCGGUGUCUGAAGAUGUUUGGGAAGACAAAAGUCUCUUUGGUCUAGAAUUUAAAGAAAAACUGAUUGGAAUCCUAGAAGCACUAGGUGAAAUCAUUACCUAUCACAAAAGUAACACCAGCUCAGAAAAACCUGAGCUUGCAAUAGUGCAUCACAGGAUGGCAUUUGUUAGUGUUUCGCUUUUCACAGUUCGACUCCUGCAAGUAUUGCUACCUGUAGAGAAGGCCACUAGUGUUUUACCAGAGACUUUAGUGACAGCUUUGUUUGUCCUUUCCGUGGACAUGCCAUUUUCCUUGGAAUAUCCAAAUAUACAUGAGUCAGUCACAGCUUAUUUGGAACAAAUGAAUUCAGAAAAUUACAGUAUUUAUAAACAAGCGGCAGAAGCUGCCUAUUCAAUUGAGUGUGCUUGUAAUUUUAUGCUGGAUGUUCACAAGGAGGGAGAAAAAAAUCUUCUUGAUUUACUUGAACUGGCAGAACAAGCCAUAAAAAGUCUUCCAUUUCACCAGUAUUUUGUUCUACUUAAGGAAUACCUCAACAUUUGCUCAGAUAUCUGGAAAUCUGCUGGAGCUGACCCACUGCUGCAGAAUGAGAGUCAGAAGGUGCUUCUCCAUCUGUUGUCGCAUCCUGUGCCAAAUAUUAGAACAGAAGCCUAUCGCUGCUGCCUUGACAUUGUUAAGGAAUGUUUAGGCAUUCAUAAUGCCGUAAAGUCUAUUUCUUCAAUCAGUUGUGGUAUACAUUUUCUGCUUCAUCCCAAAGUACUUUAUGAAAUAUGCACUUUUGGGCUUCAGGAUUCCCAGCAUGAGGUGUGCUCAGCUGCCACAUUUCUGCUGAUGUAUCUUCUUCAGGGCCGAUUGAUGAUGGCAGCAGAAACCUGGAACAAGUUUAUUGAAACCCUCAAUCCUGUUAUUCCAGUUCUUCAGGGUUAUGCAAACACAGAAGAACCUCUAGGUAACCGUUUGCUCACCCUGAGUGAAACAACGACUGAAAGUGAAGGGAUUCUCCCAAGAACCACGAGGCUAAGAGCUUCUCUUCGUCUUCUCUUCUCAAAAAAGCCACUAGUUCGUUCUGUGGCACUUAAACAGUUAAUGUUUCACCUCGUGGAAGAAGAAGAGUCCCAUCUGAAGCGUCCACUGUUGCAUGGCAGCAUUCUCUCAAGUAUCUCUAACAUCCUUAUUGUGGAAAAGCCUAUUGAACUCAAGCUGGAUGACACAAGAGAAUCUGUUUUUAAGGCUGAAACAGUUGAAAAAUUGUAUAGUAUCUUUAUAUCGGACACCGUUGAUUUGACUUUGAGGAAGUCAGCAGCUGAGCAAUUAGUCAUAAUCAUGCAAGAUUCUAAAUUGCAUCCAAUUAUCAAAAAUAUGGGUGCAGUGGACAGAAUUCUUGCUUACUUUACUAAGUGUGUUGCUCAGGAUGGCAAGAUCAUUGACUGUAUGAUGUUGCCAUGUCUUGCACUUUUGCGGAAACUUCUGUCUGUUGAUCCAGUCAAACGUCUGUCAUUGGCUUACCAGCCUUCUGUCUUGCUUGUGUUAUUUAGAGUUGCCUUGAUAUUCCAAGAUUAUGGUGCUAUCACGAGUGAAACUGCAGUAUUACUUUGUCUACUACUUUUUGAUGAAGCAGCAAGGAAAGAGAUGUGGGCUGAUAAUGUUUCCUGUGAUCCUUCUAGCAUUUCCCACUUCACAUUGCCUGUUGCUGUUGUAAGGAGGUAUCAUCUACCUAUUAAAGUCUCUGCACAUCAUGCUGUCAGCCCUAACUCGGUGGUGUUACCAUUUUCUUGUGAAUUCUGGGCCUCAAAACACGUAUCAGAUAUGCUAAAAAUGGCUUGGAACUUGUCUUGGUUCCAUGGAGCAGAUAAUUUAGUUGCGCUUGCCAGUUAUGAGACAGCAGCAGAACAAUUUUCCAGCACUUUAAAGCUCUCCUCAGAAAGUUUUAUUACCCUUAAGUUAACGAGUGCAACCUUUGGUCUUCAGGAUUGUCUUAAUGCCAUCACUCAAGCAGCAUCCCACGGGGAAGUUAGGGCUGCUGUCACAAAAAUGAAUUUUUAUAUUUUGAACGAUAGGCUGGCAUUAAUGUGCAGCGGUAGUCCUUGUGGAGCCACUUUCAAGUCCUUGGCUUGGCAAACAGCAUUAAGCAGGUUUCUUCAAGUCCUUCCAGCGUCUUCAGAGGAUGAAAAACUUUUGGCUGAUGUCAUAUGUUUUUUAAACAAGUUUAUGAAGGAACAGAAGAAUAUUUCAGUGUUUGAACACCUAAAAUGGAUCCUGGACGUGGUGCUGAAGCAUAAUCCAAAAUCUCUAUUAGAUCUUGUGGUACAGCCAGAAUCUCCAGCACAAGAUGAAUCUGAUGAGCUAAAGACAGCUGUAAGACAACAAUUGCAGAAAGAAUUGAUUGCUUUCUUUAAUACACUUCUACUCAAGUUCAUGUCUGUUACUGACAGAAAAGAUUUGGAACUUACUGGUUAUUUCCGAACAGAACUAGCCUUGAAGCUUCUGCAGUAUUUGCGAAUAACAGAUGCCCCUCAUUUCUAUGGAUUACCUUUUUUGGAAAGGAUAUUAAAUAGCAUGGUUCAUGUCACAGCACUGCCAGGCUGGAGUUCAUACUCUGUCACAAUGGAGCCAUUCAUGAUUUGCAAGAAAUACUUAGCUGGCCUUCUUGAGGUCAUCUCAUCUUUUUAUGUUGAGUGGGGAGGCAAUGCCAUGUCUUUCAUGGGAAAAGGCGUUACCAAGAGUGCUGUCCUUUGUUUGCUUCACUUGUCCCAUGAAAUGAGUAUUCAGGCUCUAGAUGAGGAUUGGGUUUCACUCUGGUUCUUGCCAUAUGAUACCAGUGAAGAACAAGGUCAAUUUCGACAAGGCUUAGCGUGGCUUAUUCCAUUAUGGGUAGAUAGAGACCCCGAGGUAAAGUUCACUUCACUUGCAAUAGGAUCAGCGCUUACAUCACUAGACGAGGGCUGCUUCGCUUUAGCAGAAAGUUGCCAGAACAUAUCAGGAGGAUUAUGGGGAACAGUGAUUAACAUCCUUCUAGAUAAAUCCGAAUGCAGCAUGGUGCGAAGAGAGGCUGCAUUUAUUCUUCAGAAUCUUUUGGUUAUCCCACUGCCCACUGAAGAGACUAAAGACUCCAAUUGGCAGGGGCCUUGUGUACAUGAUGAAGCAACUGGUCUAUCUCUGUCGGGAAAACCUGCGCUGCAGGCCUUGCUCUAUCAUUGCCACUUCUAUGAGCAUUUGAAUGAAAUGGUGAAGGUAUGCUACCUGGGUCGGUAUACAUUUGAUGUGGAUUUCUCCUUGGGAGAUCAGCUGGUAUCAACAAAGAAUGGCAUGAAUGACUUUGAAGAUUCUCUUUCUGCUUGGAGAGUCCAGAAUGGUGGGAACCAAUCUCCAUGUACUCAGUCAACUACUGAUACUUGGAUAAUUUCAGCAUUACCAUCACCGGGACGUGCUGUGGAAGUAGAAGCACCCUCUUCGCCAGCUGUUAGUCUUAUUCACGAUGCAUCAUUGAACCGACUUGUAACUCAAGGUCAGAGUGACACAACCACAACAGCAUCUUCAAGUCCACAUGUUUCCCCAGAGUCUGUCAUUAGACCUAAUCAGUGUAUGGUAGUCACACCUCCUCUCCUUUCAGCUGUGUGUGGCGUGUUGGACAACCUGCUUGUUGUUAUUCCAAAAGAGACUACAAUUGCUCUUCGGAGAGCACAUACACUAAUUGCUCUCAGUAGUCUUGUAAAUUCUGCCUUGCUGGAGAGAUACAUCUUUGAAAUGAAAGCUCCGCCUUGGCCAUCUCAUAAGGAAUAUUCCAAAAUGCAGAUUUUAUUUCUACUGGAAUUUGUUUCAUCAUUUUCUCAACUGUUGAGGUCCUGUUUGUUGGUGGACACUCAUCUUGUACUGCCAGAUGAAUUAUUGAAGCCUCUUUUGGAAAAGUUCUUUGUGAUUCUUUCCUUUAACUCCAAGGACAGCAUAGGACCUGAAUUAUCAUCUGCAGUUCAUCGAACAUGGGAAGACCUGCUUGUUUUUUUAGCUACACUGUUAAGAAAAUGUGGCCAUAGUGCACUACCAUUUGUAUCUCUUGCGUUAGCAAAGCAUUGGGCUUCUGUAAUAGAUACACUGUGUGAAUGUAUCCAUCUUUCUACCAGACAACCGAGUUUGUGUAUGGCCUCCUUAUAUUUCUUAGCCCUUCUUUUUGCUGAAGAAGGGAAAAGAGAGUUCAACAAUAAAGAGGACGCUUGCUACCAGCCAACAGUGUCUUUCCUUCUUGAUGAAAAGAAGAACCAGGCAUCUGUAACCAAGCUCUGUGAAUUACUCAUUCAGACUUAUGAAGUAAACUCUUUUCAAGAUGUGGUAAAACGAGUCGCUGCAAGUGCCUUGCUUCCCUUUUUAGCUGUUAGUAGAAGUGCCCAGAAAUGUGCCCUAGAAGCCAACCUCAUAGAGACUGGCUUGGAACAGAUGAAACAUGUUUAUACAGAACUGAAUCUCACUUCCUUGAAGCUUGGAAAAGCAAUCCAAAGAAAAAGGGAAGACAACCUCAGCAGAGAAUUAAAACUUGCCAUGCAGCUCCUAAGAAAUUGUUUCUUUCGAAAUGAAUCUUGCAAAGCAGCAGCCCUUGGAACUCAUCUAAUUUCUAUCUUGCAUUCUUUGUGGCCUUGGCUUCUAAUGGAUGACUCCUUGAUGCAAGCAGCAUUGCAUUUGCUUUGUGUCUAUACUACAAACUAUCCUUCAGGCUGUGCUUCCCUUUGCUUGGCAAGUAGCAGCUUGUGCUCUUUCCAGACAACUCAAAGAACUGCAGCUGGGAACUCACUUAUGCAUAAUAUCAUGAAGUUAGCAACUCAAACUCUGUCUGAGAAUGGCAUCGUUCAGCAGAUGACCUUUAAUCUUCUGGCAAACCUGGUUGUAUCUCAAGACUGUAGAGGUGUUCUUCAGAAGAAUAAUUUUCUGCAGAAUUUUUUAUCACUAUCAUUGCCAAAAGGAGGAAAUAAAAGCCUCAGCAUGCUGGCUAUUGCUUGGAUAAAACUCUUAUUGAAUUUAUCAUUUGGAGAAGAUGGACAGCAAAUGAUUGUUAAAUUGAAUGGUGGCUUGGAUCAACUUAUAGAGAUGGCCAAAUAUAAACACAAAAACAACCCAGACAUGAUCCUUCUGAUUCUGCACAAUAUCUGCUUUAGUCCAGCCAACAAACCCAAGAUACUAGCAAAUGAUAAAGCUGUUGCGUUGCUAUCUGCCUGUCUGGAAAGUGAUAGCCUUGCAGCUCAGAGAAUAGGAGCAUCUGCAAUUUGGGCCUUGCUUCACAACUAUCAGAAGGCAAAAGUGACUUUGAAGAAUCCAUCAAUAAAAAGAAGGGUGGAUGAAGCUUUUAUGUUGGAAAAGAAAUGUCUUCACAAGCCACAAGAAAGUCAAGAAGAAACAUAUCACAUGAAGUGCCUGGAAACACUUGUACAGCUUCUCAGCAGUUGAUUGACACCAUGUUAACAGAGGGCACAUCAACUCGAUUGGCUUUUCCAAAAGGCAUGAGAACUAAAAUGGCAUAUUAAAUAUUAAAUCCCUUGUAUUGGAUUAUCUACCAAGAAAAGGAAAAUUUGCAGAGUUUUUGACUUAGUAGUAGGAGAGGUCAGUCCAAAUAAUGUAUAGCAAAUAUCUCCAUGGAAAUGCUGUUCUAGCAUUAUGAUGUUAUAGACAGAUGUAAGAAAGUAAUGAAGCAGCUAAUUGUAAAUUGUAAUUAUGUGAAUAUAUAUUUUUGCAAUAUUUGAGCUUGUAUUAAUAAAUAUGUUUUAAUAAUGUGA
Molecule: messenger RNA, 6250 nt
Organism: Ahaetulla prasina
Lineage: Eukaryota; Metazoa; Chordata; Lepidosauria; Squamata; Colubridae
Gene: RTTN
Product: rotatin
Exons: 42
Coding region: 108-5924 (1938 amino acids)
Biological process (GO): centriole replication; ciliary basal body organization; centriole-centriole cohesion
Cellular component (GO): centriole; centrosome; ciliary basal body
Source: RefSeq, a predicted model, not a curated record